Messenger RNA from Tachyglossus aculeatus (Australian echidna), 2572 nucleotides. It is a transcript of the gene TMEM167B, whose product is annotated as transmembrane protein 167B. The transcript has 3 exons. The coding region runs from base 14 to 238 and encodes 74 amino acids. NCBI's taxonomy places the organism in Eukaryota, Metazoa, Chordata, Mammalia, Monotremata, Tachyglossidae. The record is from RefSeq and is a predicted model, not a curated record.
CGCCGCCGCCGCCAUGACCAACGUGUAUUCCCUGGAUGGUAUCCUGGUGUUUGGGCUACUCUUCGUUUGCACCUGCGCCUACUUCAAGAAGGUGCCCCGUCUGAAAACAUGGCUGCUGUCCGAGAAGAAGGGAGUCUGGGGCGUGUUUUACAAAGCUGCUGUGAUCGGAACCAGGCUGCACGCAGCCGUGGCCGCCUCCUGCGUCGUCAUGGCUUUCUACGUCCUCUUUAUAAAAUGAGUCCCAAGGCCUCCGACUCAUCAGUCCACCAGGGAGAAACUGCUGGCGACGGAGCUCGGGGCGGGCGGCCCAGGGAGGCCCGUGUCCCUCGUAGGAGAGCUGGACGGAGACCAGCCGAGACCCCGGGAUGACCCCCGAGGACCCCUGCCAAACCCGAGAGAAAAUUCAGUGGGCGCCGUCGUCCCAGCUGCACGGGAAACCGCGCCCUUUGACGUCUCGUUCCCACGGCCUUCUCUGACCCGUUUAUAAAUUAACCAUCUGCAAAGAGUGUCCCGUGUCCAGGUAUAUAGCACGCCCCUUGGCCAUCUCAUUACUUGAGAAUACCUGCCCCUUACUUUGUCCCUCAGCUGAUCACCCACGCCCCCCAGGAAAAUGAACCAGGCCAAGAAGGGAGGAAUUAGGCCGUGUCCAGAGUGCUUUCCCUAUCUGCUUUUUCCCGUAUAAUUUGGAUUAUCACUGGGGCAAGGCAGGGGGAAGAGGAAAGUCAAAAAAUCAUUAAGCUUUGGAAAGUCGCCUUUUCUCUACCUUUUGGGAAUCCCUCCCUUCUCCCCCAUCCCCAACUAUUUUCAUCCCUCUUCGUCUCCAAACCUCAAGUGAGCAGACAAAACAGCUAAAUGAUGAUCGCUUAGUCAUUUUACCACAGGAGUUCUCAUCCAGAAAACAGACCUGGAGAACAAAGGAUCUUUGUUCUUGCGCAUCCAAAAGAGGAGGAAGCAUGAAGACCCGGGCCAGAUCAAAUUGGCAAGGGGAAAGCUCACGACCCGACCCGUGGCUGUUUCUCUGGUGCCCCGACAUGUUUUCCAAGGUGUCCUGAAUCGAAGCAGCCCGGUUCUUUGGGUAGAAGAGAAGGGUUUCCAAUUUAAUUGAGACUGGGGGAAGAGAAAGCAUUAGCAAAACUUGUCUUGCUUUUAAGAUGCCAACUUGUCUCUUAGAAAAAAUGGCUGCUAGCACUCUGAGGCAAUUGCUUCCAUACCAUGACUAGGUGGGCCAUCUUUCCUGGUCCUCUCACUCAUCUCUUGAGCGAUCCCCAGCGAGUUGCACUUUACCUGGGGAGAAUGAUGCCUUUGCACUUCAUCUCCUCACACGCAUCUGCUCAUUUUGGUUGCUCCGCAGCAUGCCUGAACAGGAGACAGGAGUCAGAUGGGGAGGAGAGUUUGGGGGGAUGUUUUUUCUUUCCUCGCCCCGGUGGUGUAGAAUGUCAGAGGUGGGAGAGGACUACCGCCGGAGCAAAGCGGUCUGGCAGAUUUACUCUCCCCUUCCUCUCAGCCAAAAGCGGUAAACAACUCACAGGUUGAGGUAUCAGCAUUCCUCUUUCCACUGAGGUCUGCCAAAAGAUCGCAUGUCAGUGAGCUCAGCACUUCCAGAAUGAAGUAGAUUCCAUUUAAAAGAGGAUCCAGCUCGGCGGAAGGUGGUAUUUUGACAGGUUCCCCACCUAGGGCAAAGGGGAAUGGAUCCCAGAAUCCUCCCAGAAAGGGGAUUGAUCAUACAUCUGCCCUCCCCUACCUCCCUUGUGGCCCUGCACUGGAUUCCCUAGAGGGUAGUGGAAUGUUAGCCAACACUAAAGGUGUACUUGUCUCAGAGCGGUAGCUAAGCUUCCUGGAGAAUAUGUCCAAGGGUGGAAUUUCACUGGAAGAUUCUGCCGCCUUCAGCUCUUGAACUAGAAAGAAGUCUUCAACUCAAGAUCUCCUUCACAGGGAAGACGGUCAAGAUGCACCUCGUGGGUGUGAGUUUGGGAACCUGUUGGCCGAGGGGGGAGUUUCUCCCAGAGACCCCAGGUUCAGCACGUUUUGCACAUGUUCCGUUUUGAAGCUUUAAUGUGUAGUGUUUUCUGAAUGGGCGAACACUCUGAACUUUGCACCCUGAGCGGUUUCCAACUUUUGCGUUAGUUCCAUUUCCCAGUCUAGUGUCUCCAAACCAAACUUUCCGGCGCCACUGGUCCGUCUGCCGCCCCCAAGCCCUUGACUGAUUGGAUCCUGAGGCAGCGGGGGGGUCUUACCAAAACGUGCCCAAAAGCAUAGUGUGAGAGCUGCCUCACACCGAGAAGCAAACUUGUCUCCUUCUCUCCCAGCCGUAAGGAGCCAAGAUUGCUUUUCAACUGUGGACGUCAGCACGAGUUAACAUGUCCUCUACCUGACAGGGAUUGAGUGGAGCUACCCAGAGUUCAUCCCUCGUGGGACUUGAUGGGGGUCAAAAUUGGCUUUUGUGGUGCUAAGAUGAAAAGAGGGAAAGCUUGCCAGGGUGGAGGAGGCCCUUAGUUACUUUUAUAGCUGAAAUAAAAACUUUUGUACGCUCAAUGGUCUGUGCAAAUCCUUGGAAAUAAAAUGUCUUUCCCUA